Gastrolobium bilobum is the source of this 614-nucleotide messenger RNA. RefSeq lists its product as uncharacterized. Bases 65 to 406 code for a protein of 113 amino acids. The transcript is spliced from 6 exons. NCBI's taxonomy places the organism in Eukaryota, Viridiplantae, Streptophyta, Magnoliopsida, Fabales, Fabaceae. The record is from RefSeq and is a predicted model, not a curated record.
UGGGUGGGGCUGUUUCUGCAUUCUCCGAUAAGAAGGGUUUGUAGUAGCAGUUAAGCAGUCAACCAUGGAUGAAGCUGAAUUUCAACGCCUUCUCGAACUCUUCCCGGUUAUUCGUUCUCGCGAUUACUGUGCAGAACCAGCAUCAUCCAGACAAUUGGCAUCUGGGUCUGCAAGCGAUGAGCUAAAGGAAUGGCAAGAUGCAUGGGAUGAAAGGGAUAAGGACUUGGAGAAUCAAGGAAUUAACCAACAUGAUUCAUUUUGGAGUAAGCUAAAGUCAGAGGUCGCUAGGAAGGUUGGCACAGAAGAAGCGGAGAGAUUUUCCAAGGCAUUCCAACAAAUUCAUAAGAAACUGGUUUAUGAAGAGUUGAAUUUAGAUGCUGCUCGAAGCUUCAUAAACUCAUCCUAGAGUUCGAAAGAAUUACAUGCAAGCAUCCGAUAUUUCCUUGUGAUUCAACAAUCAGCAAUUGUAAUUCUUUUAUAAUGUAUCAAAUUAUUUGUCAAAUUAAUUAUCUGUUAAACUGUGACAUUUUGAGUAGUAAUUAUUUACUAUAUUGUAUUGUGAACAACUAGUGUUCUUCCACCCUCUUCUCCUCUCUUUUUUUUUUUGGUAAUUA